This is a messenger RNA of Oncorhynchus gorbuscha (pink salmon), 1104 nucleotides long. RefSeq names its product G protein-coupled receptor kinase 6-like. Gene Ontology annotation, biological process: regulation of signal transduction; signal transduction; protein phosphorylation. Gene Ontology annotation, molecular function: G protein-coupled receptor kinase activity; ATP binding. NCBI's taxonomy places the organism in Eukaryota, Metazoa, Chordata, Actinopteri, Salmoniformes, Salmonidae. Gene Ontology annotation, cellular component: plasma membrane; cytoplasm. The record is from RefSeq and is a predicted model, not a curated record.
CAGGACUGCUGUGGAAACUGCAGCGACAGUGAUGAUGAGCCCACCAGGCUGUGACUGAGCACCCUUAUCCCAGCCUCACCGAGGAUCUCAUUUGUUUACAAAUUUUGCACAUUUGUAUUUUUAAGAUAGUUCUAUAUAAAUAUUGGCAUGUAUAUUUUCAAUAUAUAGCCAUAAAGUCCAUGUUAUUUAAAAGUAAUCAUGAUGCAGAAUCCGUCCACAUUUUCAUGCAUGGCAACAACAGCUGUGACCAUACUGUCACCCCCACAUCUCAUGUGUUGAUGUUGUUCUCAGCCGAUAUCGCAAGCCUCUUUUCUUUUUCUUUCUCCUUUUCUUUGUCUUAUAAAAAGUGGGCUCAGAUUGCGAACCAUUUUUAUUUGAUUUGAAAUGUAUAUUCAAAAUAUAUAUUAUUAAUAUUUACUUUGUGCAAUUCUAGACAAUCAAAUUCGGAUAUUUGUGUGAAGCGUAGGCUUAAAAGGAAAUUGAAGACUGCGGUGAACUCUUAGUAUGAGGUGAUAUGUACAUUUUAGGGUUCUAUCUAGAGACAUUUGAUGUAAGCCAAAUAGAUAUGACUGAACGAUGCAUAUGUAAGUGCACAAGUGCAAAGAAGUGUACCAUAUAUGUGACCUCUAAAGUCCUAAAUGUGUCUUCCUAAGAAUCUGGGUUUAGGGAAAAAUCAUGUUAGUUCCCAACCACAUUAUCUGCUAAAUGACUUAAAUGUAAUGUAAAUGUAGAGAAGGGACUUUUCUAAAAACACCCUGCGUUAUAGUACAGUAAUUCAAUUGCCAAAAGGGACCUUUUCGUUACACGUGGAUAGCCGAGAAUGGCCUUGAAGUUUCCUCUACCAUGGCAUCCUCUAGAUUGCUACACUUUUGUCACAGAGCUCCUGAGUUAAAUUUAGCUGUGCACUUAUGACCAAACUGGUUUGUUUUAAUCCUCAAAAUAUUUGAAUAAUUAAGUCCUUCCCAUUCAAGGUGCUUCAGACCAUGCUGCCUCUCUCUCUCUCUCUCUGUAUGUUUAUCUCCCUCUCUCUCUCUCUCUCUCUCUCUCUCUCUCUCUCUCUCUCUCUCUCUCUCUCUCUCUCUCUCUCUCUCUCUCUCUCUCUCU